CUUUUAGCCUAAUUGUUGUGAUAAACUUAUUAAAUAGAUUUGAUAAUGGAUGAAUUAUACACAUCGGAAAUCAAAAAGAUCUCAAUCAACGACGACACUCUUAAUUGUAUGCCUCCUGCUGAUUUUUUGAAGUUCUGGAAGUUACAAGACGACUACCUGAGGAACCUUGAGAAUGACUUGGGUAGAAACUCGACGCAAAAGGCCACUGUUUUGAGAAAAUUGAAAGAGCUGGCAAAGCUACGGAAUGAAAUCGACGCUUCUUGCCGCAAGGCACAGUCAUUGACUGACUUCGAUCGGUACACUGUUGACCCUGUUGUGCAACAGACUAUAUCAUCUCUCAACGAGGAUUUGGCAGCCAAGAGGAGACUCCAAAAAGUGAUGGAGACAGACUUACAUAAUUGUUCUUAUAGUGUAGAUAAUCAGGUGGGGAAGCUGUUGAUAGCGAAGAGUAGACAGUUGAGUGAGGAGAACAUGGAGUUGCAGAGUGAGAUCAGACAGGGCAGUCUGUGUCAGGCACAGGCCAAACUCUGUCUCCAGAGACAGCACAAACACACACUCAAUGCACUAUUCAAAGAUCACAGUGACCUGUCGGUUGAGUUAGAACAGCAACUGAAGGAGUCCCAACUGAAACUGGCAGAUGUACAGAACUGCUACAAGAUGCUGUUUAGAGAAGAGGCUGCCAGCACUAUGGCAGCUGCAGCUGCUUCUAACGCCUCCUCCCAAUCGAACAAGGAGCCAAAAUCAAACUAGUUAAUUUCUUUUGCAAGCAAAACUGAUUGUCGAAGCAAAUGUUUUUAUUUAUUGAACAUGUCUUUAUUUAAUUUGUGUUCUUUGUGUAUAUUUCUGCUCUUAUGAAAAGAAACUGAACAUUUUGACAAAGAGGGAUAAUAAGUCGCUCGUUCGAUCAGCGACUAUUCUGAAUAUUGAAAUUAAACUUAAAUCAUACGGUAUCAACAGUGAUUAAAAAUUGGAAAUCAGUCAACAGUAUCUAAAAUAUUUAGCGCCGAAGAAAUGCUCUCACAGAUGCACUUGAACUUAUGAAUUGAGUUUGAACUUAGAUGCACUAUAUUGAGCUAUAUUUAAUGUAAACUGC
Symsagittifera roscoffensis is the source of this 1093-nucleotide messenger RNA. RefSeq lists its product as uncharacterized. The record is from RefSeq and is a predicted model, not a curated record. The transcript is spliced from 7 exons. Gene Ontology annotation, biological process: regulation of alternative mRNA splicing, via spliceosome. The coding region runs from base 46 to 750 and encodes 234 amino acids. Gene Ontology annotation, cellular component: nucleus. NCBI's taxonomy places the organism in Eukaryota, Metazoa, Xenacoelomorpha, Acoela, Convolutidae.